This is a messenger RNA of Micropterus salmoides (largemouth bass), 3046 nucleotides long. RefSeq names its product trace amine-associated receptor 13c-like. NCBI's taxonomy places the organism in Eukaryota, Metazoa, Chordata, Actinopteri, Centrarchiformes, Centrarchidae. The transcript has 2 exons. Gene Ontology annotation, molecular function: trace-amine receptor activity. Bases 1 to 984 code for a protein of 327 amino acids. Gene Ontology annotation, biological process: G protein-coupled receptor signaling pathway. Gene Ontology annotation, cellular component: membrane. The record is from RefSeq and is a predicted model, not a curated record.
AUGGAGUUUGAGGACAGGGCAGAGCUCUGCUUUCCACAACUCCUCAACACCUCCUGCAGCAAGCACACAUCUUCUUGGUCUGAAGCUGUUCUUGUGAACAUUGUGCUGUCCUCCAUCUCUCUGCUCACUGUGGCUCUCAACAUGCUCGUCAUCAUCUCAGUGUCUCACUUCAGGCAGCUCCACACACCCACCAACAUCUUCCUCGUCUCUCUGGCUGUCUCAGACUUUCUUGUGGGCCUCCUGCUGAUGCCGGUAAAAAUCCUGAAAGGAUCCUGUUGGUUUCUAAGAGAUCUCAUGUGUCCUCUGUAUAAUUGUGUGUCCUUCAGCAUUACCUCUUCCUCAGUAGGAAACAUGGUGCUCAUCUCACUUGACCGAUAUGUUGCCAUUUGUCACCCUCUGCAUUAUACCACCAGAAUCACUGAGAGAAGAGUUAAACUCUGUGUUUGUCUGUGUUGGUUCUGUUCUGUUUUCUACAGCAGUCUCCUUUUUAAGGAUGACCUGACUCAACCAGGUAGGCAUAAUUCCUGCUAUGGUGAGUGUGUGGGUGUCAUUGACCAAAUCGCAGGAGCAGUUGACCUUGUUUUGACCUUUAUUGUUCCAGUUACUGUCAUCAUCGUUCUGUAUAUGAGAGUGUUUGUAGUGGCUGUGUCUCAGGCUCGUGCCAUGCGCUCUCACAUUACAGAUGUCACACAGCAGAUUUCAAAGAUUCCAAAGACAAAGAAAUCUGAGCUGAAAGCAGCCAGGACUCUUGGUGUUCUUGUAGUUGUGUUUCUAAUAUGUUUCUGCCCAUAUUAUGGUAUGUCUCUUGCAGGGGACAGCUUGCUCAGUACUUCUGCAUCCUUUGGGAUCUAUCUGUUUUAUUUUAACUCGUGUCUAAACCCUGUGAUUUAUGCCAUGUUCUACCCCUGGUUUAGAAAAGCAGUUAAACUCAUAGUUACUUUUCAGAUUCUGCAGCCUGGCUCCUGUGAGGCCAAAAUACUGUAGAGAGACUGUGAAGUGACUGAAAUAAAAUCUCGUCAUGUUUUUCUUCUUUGUCUUCAUAUAGUAUAUAAACAGUAUAUAAGAAAACUCUGCAUUGCUCUACUCAUUGCCAAAGUUAUGUAAGAAUUACAUCAUCUUGUAUAUUUGGGACAAGAAUAAUUACGACAAAAUAAUGAUUUUGUUCAGAUCAGUUCUUUUUUUUUUUUUUGGUCAUGUACUCUGCUGCUAUUUUGAUUCUAUCAUGAUUGGGUCAAGCAUGUAGGAGGGAAAAGUAAAAUAGCACUCUCUUACAAAAUGUUGUAAACCAUGCGAAUUUUCUAUCCACUUUUCACAAUUAUCAGUACUUUCAUAGAUAAACUGUUAUUUGAUAUACACACAUGUAAACUCAAGUCAACCUUUUUGAUGUCAAAUUUUAGAUUUAUUUUCCUUAAGGUAGAAUGUUUUAUAUUAUUUUUGAACGGGAUGGUUAUGAACGUGUAAUGUAAAAAAUUUAAAAAUAAGUUAACUCAAAUUAUAAGGGCCUGCAAAAAGGAGUAUUAUAAGAACAAAAUAAAUAAUAAUAUAAACCAUAUUAAAGGAAUAUGGGAUAUAAUGAAUAGUAUAAUAAGAAAUAGUCCUAGACUGAUAGGUUAAGUAUAUUAUUAAUAAGGAUAAGGAAAAUUACAAUAUGGAUGAUGUGGCUAAUCAGUUCUUUGUAACUGUGGGACCUGACCUAACUGGAAAAAUCCCUGAUCCUGGGACAUCUGAAGAUCACUGUAAUGUGAAAUCCAUAUAUAUAUACACACACACAUACACACACUAUAUAUAUAUAUAAUUUCUCAUUUCAAAACAGGUUCAUUUCCAAACAAAAUGAAAAACAGCCAAAGUCAUACCUCUGUAUAAAAAUGGGAGCAAACACCACUUCACAAACUACAGACCUGUCUCCUUACUUCCACAAUUAUCCAAAAUUCUUGAAAAAGUCUUUAAUAACAGAUUAGAUACAUUCUUGGAUAAACAUCAAUUACUCACUGACAGUCAAUAUGGAUUCAGAUUAAACAGCUCUACAUCGAUGGAUCGAGUGUCAUAGAUCAAAAAAUUAUGUAAUGGGGGUAUUUGUUGAUCUCAAAAAAGCUAUUGAUACAAUUAACCAUGACAUACUAAUAAAUAAACUGGAAAGGUAUGGUAUCAGGGGGAUAGUAUUAGACUGGGUGAGGAGUUAGAGAGACGACAGUUUGUGAAGUUGGGAAGCUCCAGGUCAGUGUUUUUGGACAUUGCUUGUGGUGUCCCCCAGGGGUCAGUGUUGGGACCAAAACUGUUUAUUUUGUAUAUUAAUGACAUAUGUUCAGUAUCUAAGUUGUUGAAGAUGGUGUUAUUUGCAGAUGAUACAAAUAUAUUAUGUUCAGGUGAAAACUUACAGCAACUAGUGAAGGAUGUAACUAAAGAAAUUAACAGAUUAAAAAUAUGGUUUGAAAUAAAUUAUGAUUAAAUUUAAAUAAAACUAAAAUAAUGUUAUUUGGGAAUUGCAAUAUCAAUAUUCAGGUGAACAUACAAAUAGACGGGGUUAUAAUUGAUAGAGUUCAUGAAAAUAAAUUUCUUGGGGUGAUUAUAGAUGAUAGAAUCAAUUGGAAAUCACACAUUAAUCAUGUACAAUCCAAACUAUCAAGAUCAAUUGCAGUAUUAAACAAAGCAAAGCAGGUUCUGGAUCAAAAAUCACUCCACAUGUUGUACUGUUUACUAGUUUUACCAUAUUUUAUUUACUGUGAUGAGAUUUGGGAACACAACUACAAAAGUUCAUUACUUUCACUAUCUGUUCUCCAAUAAAGAGCAAUAAGAAUUAUUCACAACACUGGGUAUAGGGAUCACAUUCACUCAUUAUUCUUCUUAUUCAAAAUUAUUAAAAGUUAAAAGUUAUAGUUAUGAAACAGUUUUAAUGAGGAUCUAAAGCAAUGUCCAAACAUGGUUUUCAAUGGUUACAGGGAUGAAGAAGGGGGUGAAUAAUCAGAGUGUUUUUGGGGCUGGUCAGUUUCAUUGUGUUAUUAUUACUUAAUUUUUUUCCUGAGAUGCUGAAAUUUAUAAUUUAUUCUUU